Melitaea cinxia (Glanville fritillary) is the source of this 1150-nucleotide messenger RNA. RefSeq lists its product as uncharacterized. The transcript has 6 exons. The record is from RefSeq and is a predicted model, not a curated record. Lineage: Eukaryota; Metazoa; Arthropoda; Insecta; Lepidoptera; Nymphalidae. The coding region runs from base 15 to 587 and encodes 190 amino acids.
GUCCCCAGUGACUCAUGGCCCAAUACGAGUUCUUGUGUGUGGUGAUUGUGGCUGUUUUAGGUACAGCACCAUGUCAGAGUCAAAGUUCAUUGCCAGACCCCAUAAUACAAGAUGUAAUACCGCCCAACCUUAUGAAAGAAGUAGAGGACAACAGCCGGUACAAGACUUUGGAGGCAAAUGCCACGCUCCUAAAACUUCUGGUGGACGACAAAGAUGGAGUUAGUAGAUCUGAGGUAUUUGACAUGCUGCAUUCAAAAGAUGACAUGCCCGAACAUAUUGUUUUGCCAACAUUUCCUGAAGAUGCUGAAGAAGGUAGAGUCGACGUACCGGUUGUACCUGAUUCACAAGCAGAGUUCCUCCAAGAAGAGGAACCGGUGAUCAAAGAUUCUCAGAGAAGAUACGCGGGAAUGCGCGGGGAGCCCAUUGGCACCGCUGCAGGCAUCAUGGUUGCGGUCACCUGCAGCAUCGUCGUCCUCGCUUACUCCGCUCUCAUUCUGUGGAGACGGAUAUACAUAAAGAAAAAUGGCCUUAAGCACGAACUUUUGAGGAAUGAAGAAAUCGUCGCAGAAACAAGAAUAGAGUUGUGAAGAUCAUGUCAAGAUAAUGCGUUCCUUGCGUCGAUUAUCUUAUCAAGUAUUGACAUAAGGGAAUCGAAAGUUACGACGUGGUUUGGAGUUUUAUGAAGUAAUAAAAGACUGAAUUUGGUUAAGGAAAAUUGUUUUUAGAGGCAUGACCUAAUAUCUGAGCCACAUAUCUUGCAAUGUUUUUGUUUACACUUAUAUUGAUUCAAAUACUUUGUACGUAAGAUAAUAAUGGUACUGUACCUAUAAAUGCUACGACUUUACAUUAUAAAAUUUUCGGGUUGCCAACAUAUAAUUUGAAGAAAUAGGUAAAUAUGUCGUUAUUUGUAAUAAAUUAAUUUAUAUUCAAGAAGAGGAAAAACCUGUGCCAUAAUUGUAUUUAUCAGAAAUUACUUAGUCAUCUUGUAUCUUUUAGUGAUUGGCAUGUGGUUUAAAUGUAAUUUAUUUUAAUUUAGAACAAAACAAGUCUGUGAUGUGAUUAAUGAUUAAGAUUAUGAGUGAAUAUAAUUUUCUAUAGAUUUUUGUAACUAAAUAAAAAAUGAAUUAAAAGCAAGAGAAAUUCAAAUAUU